Messenger RNA from Penaeus indicus, 1939 nucleotides. RefSeq lists its product as uncharacterized. Gene Ontology annotation, cellular component: extracellular region. Bases 290 to 958 code for a protein of 222 amino acids. Lineage: Eukaryota; Metazoa; Arthropoda; Malacostraca; Decapoda; Penaeidae. Gene Ontology annotation, biological process: lipid catabolic process; arachidonate secretion; phospholipid metabolic process. The record is from RefSeq and is a predicted model, not a curated record. Gene Ontology annotation, molecular function: calcium ion binding; A2-type glycerophospholipase activity. The transcript has 4 exons.
UGCAGGGGUCUGACGCGGGGUGCCUGCUUUUACCACUCCCCGCGCGCACGCUCAUAAACGUUGGGCUGAUACAGGUGAGGAGGUGAAGUCUUGCGGAUCCUCACAGUCUAUAGGACCUUGUGAUUGACAGUUUACCUCACACACGUGGCAUCCUACGUGAUCGAAUUGCUCUGCGGGAUCCGUGGCGCUAUCAACAUACGCUAAUAUUUGUGCGGGAAACUAUCUUCCCAAUACAUCGAGAAGAGACCACAAAGAAAGGGGAAAAGAGAUAAGCACCGGGACCAGCGAGAUGCGCGUUUGGUCCCUCCUCUGUUUUUUCCUGACGGUGACGACUUCGACGGCCAACAAUAUCGCGUUAUUUUGGAAUCUCUACGAUGCCGUCAUCUCCGGAGGCCGGAUUCUUCAUGAUGUCGCCGACGGUGUCGGGGCCGUCUCCAAGGCCAUCAGAGCCAUCGACAGCUUCCUCGACUCCACGGCCGAAGCGCAGGUGGCGGAGGCGUUAGCAAAGGGCGAAUCUGAAGCAAAAGCAGAGGAGAAGGACGCCCCUGCUGACCCCCCUGAGGCCGCCCCUGAAGCCGAGGCUGCAGCCGCAGCCGACAGUGCCCCCGUGCCAAGCUUCAACGGCUGCGGCGCGCUGGGCUUCCACAUCCGGGACGAAUCCCUACCCGUGGCCCGGCUGACGGAGUGCUGCGGGUCCCACGACUCCUGCUACAGCGCCUCCUGCAGAGCCAACAAGCGCGACUGCGACGGGAAAUUACGCUCAUGCUUGUUCUCUGUGUGCGACGACCGCAGCAUGGAGCGCGGGCAGCAGAAGGCGUGCAGGGGCGCCGCCAAGCUGCUCUUCUCCGGCACCAUGGCUCUGUCCUUCCAGCAGUACAAUAACGCACAAGAGAAACUCACGUGCAAGAAUGUCUCACGAGAUACGAGAAAGCCUCAAAAGGGAAGCAGGAGGCGGUGAGGGGCGCUCUUCACAGAGCACACGAGCGUCUGACCGAUUACAAGGAGCCCUGUCUGACUCCCCCCCCACUCCUUCUCUCAUCUUCCCCUGGAUCCUACCUCAAAGGCGUCUGCGUUUUCGCCAGUCACCCGUGAUAUACGCAAGGUCUAGAUAAUGUUUUUCUUUACAUAGACCUUGGGCAUCCAACCACCGACAGACUGCUUCAACGUGGCCAGAAAUGCAGGACAAGUUAAGGAAUUUACCUCCCAGGUGAACGCCUCACUCUGGACUGAGUGGCUACUGCGGGGAAGUUUUUCCGAGGUCUCCAUUGGCAAGAUUUUCUCGGGUGUCGUGAGAAACUCCUUAAGUGACUUCCCCGAGAUGGUACAAACCUUUCAUCACGAGAUUCUCCUUUCUUCAACCCGAGACCAGCCUUGCCUCAUACCGUUUGAUGCUCAUUUAUUUAUUCAUCUAUCUAUUUGUCUAUUCAUAUUUAUUUAUUUAUUCAUUCAUUCAUUUAUUAUACGUUAGGCAUGUUCGAGUUGGUAUAAAGUGCUUGUGAUCCUCAGGGACUUUCUGUGUUUGUACUCUUUUCAUUAGGUCUUGACUAUCUUGAUGAUAUGAUAACCGAUAGGACUAAAAGUUAUUCUAAAUUACUUUAUAUUUGUAAUGAGUUUAAUUUUUUUUGUCUUUAUCCUUUGCCAAAUAUCCUCGCUGCACCAAAUAUCUCGUGUCGUAUUCGCAUUUUUGUUAGUGAAAUCAAAUGACAAAUCAAGUUCCUAUGGUGGAUAAUAUAUACCAGCUAUUAUCGAUAUUUUGCACAGAGAUUAGGUAGAUGGUAUAUAUAGUACGAAUAUAUGUUGACCAGUAUUAGGAAACAUUUAACAAGCUUGCUUUUAUAUUGACUAUUUAUUAUGGAUCGCGUUUAAUUUAUGUCUUCGAAAAUUGCUCAGUGAGUCGAAACAUGUAGAAUUAUAUGUGAUAAUAAAGUUGAUAAUUCAA